UUUUCUAACCUAGAAGUAACAUCCCCAGGGAGUUAGAAUUCGUCAUCGGGGGUUAUAUUUCGUUCGAGCAUGUUCCACUAGAAUUUGCGUGAUCUUACUAGACAUUCCUUCAGAAGUGACUUUUAGAAAAACCACGGAUGAUUCAUUCGUUUAAUGGAAUUGAAUUUGAUUUGCUGUAAAUAAUCGCGAAGAGUGUCAAGUGGAAAAAGGAGAAAUAGCAAACAUUUGCAUCAAAUGAUUAAUUCAAAGCUUGCGACGUUGUAACCAAUUGACUACGUAGCCCUUGUUUUGAGUUUAAUGAUUUAGUCCACGCAAACAAGAUGUUUGGCAAAAAGAAGGAACAGAAACGUCGGCCGAGACCAGCCGGAGGCCUGGCUCAGUAUGGAUUAUUCGAAGUACCUGAUAAUCUGGAUGACCUGACUGGUAAUGUAGACAGUGGGGAAGAAAAUGAUGAAGAUUUGGAAGCAGAAUUAGCUGCCUUGACCUCUGGUAAUGGUGCAGCACGCCGGCGCAAAGUGCCACCUAAAUUAGUUCCAACAGCGAAUUUAGAUGCCAUGGUGUCGGAGAGCAUGAAGGACAUUGGUCCCGAUGAGGAAUUAUCUGGAGAUGACGACGAUCCAGCUCUACUGAAUGAGCUGAGAAAGAUUACAGGAGAUGAUUCGGUCACUCCAGAGGAACCCGAACAAGACUUACCAACUCCUGCUCAAGCAGAGGGAGAUAAUGGAGGGGAUACACAAGAGAUGGUCAAGUUAAUACAAGAGAGAUUAAAUUCCUACAAAUUUGCUGAGAAGAAAGCAAAGGCUGAGAACGAGACAGGGCGAGCACGCAGAUUCGGAAGAGGAGUGAAAACUCUAGAAAGUCUCUUGGCCGAUGCUCAUUCAGGAAAAACUGUCGACUCAGGGGAUCUGCCUCCACCUCUACCUCCUUCGGCAACUGCGGUCGAAGGACAGACUUCUGAAUCUAAGCCGGAGGCGACAUUGCCGGAAGCUCCAGCACCAAUUCCAGAAGACCCUGCCUCCGAACCCACUGUGACUAAACCUGUCGACGAAGAGACACUGAAUGCAUUAAAGCAACGUCAACAAGAGUACAAAGUAGCAGCAGUAGCUUGGAAGAAGUUUGGGAACUUGGAAGAAGCUGUCCGUCUUGUUAAGAUUGCAAAGCAGUUCGACAUCGUAAUCGCAGCACUAGAGGCUGGUGAAGCAGUAGACUUGUCUGAUAUGCCAGCAUCUCCUGCAAUGCCUUUGACUACUGUUGCUCCUUCGAGUUCUCCAGCUCCUAUGAAAGAAGAAAGUGAAGUGCAAGAAGCUUCGAGAGAAGAACCACCACCAAUAGCGCCGUUACAGGAUGCGGGAAGUGGUGAUGUGAUCGGCGACGCUUUAAAGGAACGUCUCGAAGUGUACAGACGUACCAAACUAGCCGCAGAGCAAGAAGGAAAUUCCUCGAAGGUUAGGAGGUACGGACGUAUUUGUAGGCAGUUUGAAGACGCCCUGAAACUGCACGCUCGUGGCAAGCCAGUUCCAUUGGAAGAUUUGCCUACACCGCCUGGAUUUCCACCCCUGGGAGUUGGUCCGCAACCUGCACCUGCUGGAGCCCAACCGGCUGAAAAAGUUGAACCCUCUUCGGAACCAACUCCACCUGCUGACCCUACAGUCGAAGUUGAAGACGAGUCUGAAAAGGAUUCCUCGCCUAAAGAAACGAAGCCUACUCCUCCACCUAGAACGAAUCAAAUAAGACGAGGAAAGCAACGACCAACAACGCGUGCUGACAAGCAGGCGAUGUUGCUGCAGCAACGACAGCAGGAAUUAAAGCAGGCUGCACUGAAUGCCAAGAAUGACGGAGACUUGGAUCUGGCGAGGGAUUAUCUCCGACAAGCUAAAGGAAUACAGCCCUUGAUCGAUGCCAGCAAAGGUGGACUGCCCGUCGACAUGAGUUCCAUUCCUUUAUCACCUGCUGCAAAGCUGCAACUCCAACUCCAGGAUUUAGAAUCAAAGCUGCAAGAUGACUUUACCAUGGUAUCGAGCGAUGACUGUACGAUCGAUGAGCAGGGAACGGACCAGCAGAUUUAUGAGAAUCUUGAGGCUCAGUUAAUUAAACAAAUCAAAUGGUGUUUGACUACGAGAGAUCAUUCUAAGGCCUUAGGAGAUGUCCCAGGUUAUAACCGAUGGGAACGUCUCGCCUUGGGAUACACUCGGGACCUGGACAUGCUUCGAGUUCGAAAACGCGACGGCUUGCCAUCUCCACAGCAUCACUACGAAGUGAAAACAUACGCUAUUGUGCAGUCUUCCACGGAAUUGAGCGACUCCGACGUCGAGAUAUCCAUCGUGAGGGGCGUGAAUUACGCCAAGGAAGCGGACACUUACGUUAUCUUCGAGUUUCCAUAUCCUUCGGAGAAUCCUCCUUCGGACAGGACAUCGACAGUGAAGGGGACGAAUAAUCCUGAAUACGAUGCCGUGUUUCCAUUGACGGGAAUAUUGGACCGUACCUCGAGACAAUGUCAGAGGGCUUUCAAGAGGCACGCCCUGAAGUGUCAAGUGUGGGCUAAGGGAUGCUCGCUGAAUCCCAUCCUGUGUUGCACCCAUCCAAGGGGCUUCUUGAGAAGUGACAAUCUGCUUGGCACCGUCACAGUGAAACUGCAGCCCCUGGAAUCGCAGUGCACUCUACAUGACUCUUUUCCACUGAUGGAGGGCAGGAAAGCAGUGGGCGGCAAGUUGGAGGUGAAAGUGCGAUUGCGAAAUCCGAUUCUCACGAAGCAGAUCGAGCAGAUCACCGACAAGUGGCUUAUCAUCGAUCACUGAUAAUUAUCGAAGGAGUGAUCGGUCCUCGUAGGGGAGUCGGCUUCGCGGAUGUCUUUUGUAAGGCUGUAAUUUUUAUUUUUUACUAUGUAUGUAUAUAAGCUUAUGCGCGUCUGCAAUGUUCUCAAUGUGUCUAAUCGAGGUUCGUCCACGAAUCGUUUCUACGAGUUAAACGUGCCUGGAAAAUAAGCAAUGGACUUAGCAAAUAAAUUAUGCAUAAACGCAGAGAUUGUAAAAAGUA
Molecule: messenger RNA, 3033 nt
Organism: Orussus abietinus
Lineage: Eukaryota; Metazoa; Arthropoda; Insecta; Hymenoptera; Orussidae
Gene: l(2)gd1
Product: coiled-coil and C2 domain-containing protein 1-like
Exons: 13
Coding region: 321-2795 (824 amino acids)
Biological process (GO): regulation of transcription by RNA polymerase II
Cellular component (GO): nucleus
Molecular function (GO): RNA polymerase II cis-regulatory region sequence-specific DNA binding; DNA-binding transcription repressor activity, RNA polymerase II-specific
Source: RefSeq, a predicted model, not a curated record